AUGUUUUCCUCGCACCAGCCCGUCCUCCAACCCGGCGCCGUCAUCCUCGUGACGGGCGUCUCCGGCUUCAUCGGCAGCCACGUUGCCGACCAGCUCCUCGCCGCGGGAUAUACCGUCCGCGGGACGACGCGCGACGCGGCCAAGAACGCCUGGCUCGCGGACAAGUUUGCGGAGAGGUACGGCAAGGGCAGGUUUGAGCUGCACGGCGUGCCGGACAUGGCUGCGGAGGAGGCCUUUGACCGUAUCCUCGACGGAGCAUCCGGCGUCAUCAACAUCGCCUCCGACACCACCUUCUCGCCCGACCCCCACGCCGUCAUCACGCCCAUCGUCGCCGGCACGCUGGCCCUCGCCCGCGCCGCCGCGCGCACGCCCUCGGUGCAGCGCUUCGUGCAGACCUCGAGCUGCGCCUCGGCCGCGAACCCCGGCCCCGGGCCCGACGGCGCGUACCCGACCGUCACGGCGCAGACGUGGAACGACGAGGCCGUGCGGCAAGCGUGGGCGCCGCCGCCGUACGAGCCCGCAAGGGGGUUCGCCGUCUACUCGGCGUGCAAGACGGAGGUGGAGAGGAAGCUGUGGGAGUGGUAUCGCGAGGCGAAGCCGGCGUUUGUGCUUAAUGCUGUGCUCCCGAGCAUGAACAUGGGCAAGAGCUUUGACGUGACGCAUCAGGGCCAUCCAUCCACGUCGGGCCUCGUCCAGGCGCUCUUCACGGGCAACCACGACGUCCUCGCCUCCGCCGCCCAAUACUUCUACAUCGACGUGCAGGACACGGCACGGCUGCACGUCGCCGCGCUGCUGCACCCCGCCGUGCGCGAGGAGCGCAUCUUCGCGUACGCGGGCCCCUACACGUGGCGCACGAUCCAGCAGACCAUGCAGAAGCUGUACCCGCGCCGGGCGUUCGCGCCCGACGUGGCGGACGCGCCGCUCGACGGGAGCGUCGUGCCGGGGACGGCGCGCGCGGAGGACCUGCUGCGGGAGAUGGGCCGCGAGGGGUGGACGAGCCUCGAGGACUGCGUGAGGAUGAACACGGAGGACCUGGCUGUGUAA
Molecule: messenger RNA, 1044 nt
Organism: Purpureocillium lilacinum
Lineage: Eukaryota; Fungi; Ascomycota; Sordariomycetes; Hypocreales; Ophiocordycipitaceae
Molecular function (GO): oxidoreductase activity, acting on the CH-OH group of donors, NAD or NADP as acceptor
Source: RefSeq, a predicted model, not a curated record